UACAACGCAAUGUAUCUGCGUUUUGAUGUGAUUCCACUUUUUCUAUUUAAAUAAAUCAUUUUCCUCCUUGUACAUUUCCUUUACAUUGAACCAUCACUCAGAGUCUCAGAGACUGCACUUCAUUAUUCGAAAAACAAAAGAAAGAACAGAAAAAAUGGGUCGGCAAUUUGUUAUCGUUGCGAUCUGCAUCGUCCUCGUCGCCGGCGUCGGAGGUCAAGCUCCGUCUUCACCACCAACAGCUACACCAGCACCACCGACUCCAACCACUCCCCCACCAGCAGCAACUCCUCCUCCUGUCUCAUCUCCUCCACCAGUCACCACUUCGCCUCCUCCAGCCACCACCGCUCCUCCUCCGGCUACUCCUCCUCCCGUCGCUACCCCUCCUCCAGCAACUCCUCCUCCCGUCGCUACCCCUCCUCCCGUUGCUACCCCUCCUCCAGCAACUCCUCCUCCCGUCGCUACUCCUCCUCCAGCUCCUCUUGCAUCUCCUCCCGCUCAGGUUCCGGCUCUUGCUCCGACUACGAAGCCAGACGCUCCUUCUUCAUCGCCGUUGUCUAGCCCACCUUCUCCGGCGACUGAUGCUCCGGGACCGAGCAUCGAGUCGCUCUCUCCAGGACCUUCCACUGAUUCAAAUGACCAGAAUGGUGCAACCAAGACGGUUUCGAGCUUGGUACUUGGAUCUGUUCUCGUUUGGUUUAUGAUCUAAGGGGGAAGGCUUUUCCACGGUGUUCUUUGCAAUUAUUUUUAUGUCGGACGUUUGUUUGUUCCAUUGUUAUUACUUUGGGGACUGUAUUCUUUUGGGAUUAUAAUCAUUUGGAGAGGAUAUUAUUGAUUGUUGAGAUGGAGAUAUCAGAAUAUUUUGUUUAGAUAUAUUUUGUGGCUACUUAUCCUUUUAUUUGAUUAUUAGUGUACUAUAAAUUGCUUUC
This is a messenger RNA of Brassica napus (rape), 926 nucleotides long. Its product is annotated as classical arabinogalactan protein 9. Bases 155 to 706 code for a protein of 183 amino acids. The transcript has 2 exons. The record is from RefSeq and is a predicted model, not a curated record. Gene Ontology annotation, cellular component: plasma membrane. Lineage: Eukaryota; Viridiplantae; Streptophyta; Magnoliopsida; Brassicales; Brassicaceae.